Messenger RNA from Camelina sativa (false flax), 1248 nucleotides. NCBI's taxonomy places the organism in Eukaryota, Viridiplantae, Streptophyta, Magnoliopsida, Brassicales, Brassicaceae. The record is from RefSeq and is a predicted model, not a curated record.
AUGUCUCAUUCUUCUCAGACUGUUUUGCAUUUGAGGAGGCUAGAUCUGACAGGAUGUAGGGAUCUGAAAGAACUUCCAGAUCUUGAGAAAGCAGUGCGUCUUGAGGAGUUAAUACUUGAAGGUUGUAUUUCCUUGAAGCUGAUUCCAAAGUCUAUAUGGUGCAUAUCUACACUGAAGAAGCUUGAUGUGUCCAACUGUGAUGGGCUAAAUCUAAGGCUCAUAAUAAGGGAAUCUGAAUCUUUUGUCUUUCAAAGUAGCAGCUCCGAAUUGUGCAUGCGCGUUAGAUUAAUCCGCAUGCAUGUACUUGAUGCAGAACCAUAUGAACUCCGGGGAGUUUCCAUUCCAAAUCUAUCAAUCAGUGGCGAGAUAAAAAUCAGGUUGAAGCAUCUUGAAGGAUACGCAGAGCAUCUUUGUUCUAUUUCUGAGCAAAAGUUACCCCAUGAACUAAUGACGUUGGAAAAUGAAACACCUAAGCUCAUGUCACCUCCCUACUGUUUUAAAUCACUCGACAUCAUGCGGUUUAACUGCAGUGGUGAUGAUCAGAGCAACGAUCCAUUCAAGUGUUACAGUUUUUCAGAUUUUCCCUGGUUGACGGAGUUAAAUCUAAUCAACCUAAACAUUCAAGAAAUUCCAGAUGACAUUCACCAUUUACUGGUUCUAGAGAAACUAGACCUUAGUGGGAAUGGCUUCAAAGUGUUACCAACGACAAUGAUUCUUCUUACCAAUUUGAAACAUUUGACGCUUUGUACCUGCCGUCGACUCGAGUCAUUGCCAGACCUAUAUCAUCAAUUGGAGACACUGACUCUUUCUGAUUGCACAAAUCUCCAAGCGUUGGUGAACCUUUCUGAUGCACAACAAGAUGAGAGAAAAUACUGUUUGGUAGAGCUUUGGCUUGACAACUGCAAGAAUGUUCAAUCCUUGUCUGAUCAACUUACUAGGUUUGAAAACCUAACAUAUUUGGAUAUCAGCAGACACGAAUUUGAAACAGUUCCUACAAGUAUUAAGGAUCUCUCCUCGUUGGUAACUCUCUGCCUCAAUCACUGCAAGAAACUCACAUCACUAAAAGAAGUAGUACUUCCAUUGAGCCUCAAGUAUCUAUAUGCGCAUGGCUGUACCGAUAUGUUCUUGCUUCCAGGAAAUGAAGAUGCCGAGUCAAGUGACAUUGAGUCCCUUAUCAAUACUGUUACAGCGUCUAAAGCCAUUGUUGUUCCCUUUGGCUUGCUUAAUCGUCAUCGUUCUUGUUUGUAA